CCGCGGGGCCGCCGGAGCCGAAGGCUCCCGCUCGCAUCCUCCUCUUCCUCGGGUGGUUUUCCCUCCCUCCUCCUCCUCCCCCCCGCCCUGCAUUUCCUCCUGCACCUUUAAGAAGCCCAUUGCCGCCGGUGGGAUGGUGUGUGCUAAAGCUGCACAGAGGAAGUUACGCAGCCGGGAUCAGGCACGGAGAUAAAAGCUCCGAUUGUGAUUGAAAGUGAGAGCAAAAGGGAUUUCAGCCUCGGCAUUAACUUGCGAGGGGAGCCGGGAUUGCACAAAGCUCCCCCGGCCAUCUGCCCUUGGGGGCCGGCGGCGCAGCGCCUGCCCGCCGCGCUGGGCUGGGCUUAGCUGGGCAGGGCUGGGGGGUGUGUUUGGGGUUCCCCCCGGCCCCGAAGUUGCUCCGCCGGGAGCCCCGCACCGCAGAGCUCCCUCCCGGUGCCACCUGCUGAUGAGCUGUCCCUUUGCCCUGACCAUGAAAGGGAGAGGAGACCUCAGGUAGCCACAUGGAUUGCAGCUGAAGGCUUUGGGAACUUGAUGCUCGGUUGCCAAAAGGCAGAGUUGGACAAAUCCUCGCCUGCGAGUGCCUCACCACCACCACAGGACACGGCAGGAGCAGCAGAGACCAGCACUGCUCCUGUCAACCCAGUGACCACCCAGCUGGUCCUGCUGGGACCACCACGGAUCUUGACACCUGACCUGUUCAUGUUGACGCAACCAUCCUUUGGGAAAAGGGAAUUUUAGCUCCAAAGGAUCUCUCUUGUCAGAGUUGUACUGAUGACCAGAUGCUCUAUUCAUUUUAUAUGUUAAUGUUCAAACUCCCUAGUAAUUAAGGCAGACACAGUUUAAGGCACUUCCCCAGCGACGCAUUUGCAGCAGACAAGAAGGUUGAGGAAAACCUGAUCCAGCACCAUCUCACGGCCUCUCCAAUUUACUCCUAUCAAAUUUCAUCAGCAGCUCAGAACUUGAUCUUUCUAUUGAUUGACUGGAGUCACCUCUAGAUAUUUUCAUGCUGAUUUGGAAGACCUUUCGUACAAUAAAAGGGGGGGGAAAAUGAGGUUAAGGAAGACUUUUGACCACUGAUCAGCAACUCUGGCCAAAACUUUCCCAAUCAAGUGAAUUGCAAAGUUGGCUUCUGUGCCGAGAGGAACUUUCCACAUCCAGACACAGCGGGCAGAGUGGGAUCAUCCCUGUUACCAUCUGGGUCUCCUUCGACUGGAUCAUUUUUAGAUGAGGAGUUUCCAUGCUGAUCCUGAGAGCAACCCCUAGCCCAGUAGCUGCCUUCCUCGGGACUCCCGGCACUGCCCUCACCCAGGGACCCCGCGCUUGGCCGCAGCUGCCAUGCUCCACCUGGUUGCUCUCCUCUUGCACUGUGUCCCCUUGGCCAUGGGACAGUAUGACAUUUGCAAGUCCUGGGUGACCACGGACGAUGGCCCCUCAUGGGAGUUUUACGCUUGCCAGCCCAAGGCCAUGCGGAUGAAGGAUUAUGUGACGGUCCGGGUGGAUCCGGCAGGAAUCACUUGUGGGGACCCACCCGAGAGGUUCUGCACCCAUGAGAACCCGUACCUGUGCAGCGACGAGUGCGACGCCUCCAACCCGGACCUGGCCCACCCGCCCAAACUCAUGUUCGACAGCGAGGACGAGGGGCUGGCCACGUACUGGCAGAGCGUGACGUGGCGCCGGUACCCGGAGCCGCUGCUGGCCAACAUCACCCUGUCCUGGAACAAGAGCAUCGAGCUGACGGACGACAUCGUGAUCACCUUCGAGUACGGGCGCCCCACCAUCAUGAUGCUGGAGAAGUCGCUGGACAACGGGAGGACUUGGCACCCGUACCAGUAUUACGCAGAUGACUGCAUGGAGGCCUUCAGCAUGCCAGCACGGAGGGUCCGAGACCUCUCCACCACCAGUGCCAACAGGGUCCUCUGCACGGAGGAGUAUUCCCGCUGGGCGGGCUCCAAGAAAGAGAAGACCGUCCGGUUCGAGGUCAGGGACCGCUUUGCCAUCUUUGCUGGCCCCGACCUCAAGAACAUGGACAACUUGUACACCCGGCUGGAGAGCGCCAAAGGGCUCAAGGACUUCUUUACCGUGACUGACCUGCGGAUGAGGCUGCUGAGACCCGCCCUGGGGGGCACCUACGUGCAGAGGGAGAACUUGUACAAGUACUUCUAUGCCGUCUCCAACAUUGAAGUCACCGGCAGGUGUAAAUGCAACCUCCACGCUAACCUGUGCACCUUCAAAGAGGGCAGCCUGCAGUGCGAGUGUGAGCACAACACCACGGGGCAGGACUGCGGCAAGUGCAAGAAGAACUUUCGCUCCCGGUCUUGGCGAGCAGGAUCCUACCUGCCUCUCCCUAACGGGUCCCCCAAUGCAUGUGCAGCUGCAGGCUCAGCCUUUGGCACGUAUGAGCGACCGCAGCGGGUAAACACCCCAAAAACCACCACUGCAAAAACGACCACCACAACAACGCCCACCACCACCACCGCCACCUCAACCACCACCACCACCACCACCACCACCACCACCACCACCACCACCACGCCCCUACCAGCCACCACCACCCAGCCAGCAAGCGUCAUCAGACCAGCCUCUGAGUUUGCUGCCUCUGUGCCCGUGACAGAAACCCAGAAAAAAGCAGGUAUUUAAAGCCAUCCCGAUGUGUUUUCCCCCUUCUCCUUUCUGAAGCCCCCAGACCCUCCCAAGAAUAUGCGAGCGGCUCCGAAGAGCAAAGCAGGGCGCACAGCACACUCUGCAGGCAAGAGGCACGGCAAAAAAACAGCAUCCUCAAAGAGCUCAAAACUCAUCCGGCUCAAACCAAACUCUGGCCCAGUGGCUCCUAUCGAAUCAUACAGAGACUGUGAGUGCUACGGGCACUCCAACCGCUGCAGCUACAUCGACUUUCUGAACGUGGUGACCUGCGUGAGCUGCAAGCACAACACGCGGGGGCAGCACUGCCAGCACUGCCGCCUGGGCUUCUACCGCAACAGCUCGGCCGAGCUGGACGACGAGAAUGUCUGCAUAGAAUGUAACUGCAACCAGAUCGGCUCCAUGCACGACCGCUGCAACGAGACCGGCUACUGUGAAUGCAGGGAAGGUGCCACGGGGCCCAAGUGCGACGACUGCCUGCCCAACUACUACUGGAGACAGGGCUGCUUCCCCAACGUCUGCGACGACGAGCUCCUGCUCUGCCAGAACGGCGGCACCUGCUACCAGAACCAGCGCUGCAUCUGCCCCGUGGGCUUCAAGGGGGUGCUGUGCCAGCAGUCCAGGUGUGAAGUGGACAAGAAGGACUGUGACGGUGCCCCCGGUGUGGGCAGCAGCCUCGGCACGGUCGCCCUGGGGGUGCUGGCCCUGCAGCUGCGCGCCUGGGGGGACCUCUGACCCCGCAGGGCGGGGGGCCCAGCCCAGGCACGUCGCCCGAGGGACCUGGGGAGCCCAAGGUAACGGGUGGCUCUCCCCACCGUCUCCUCCGCCUUCCUUCACGCUAGGACUUGCACAACUUUGGGCCCACUUUCCCAGCAGAGGUAUCCGCAGAGAACCCGGGGCUGGCUCCUGCCCA
This is a messenger RNA of Pipra filicauda (Wire-tailed manakin), 3550 nucleotides long. RefSeq names its product netrin G2 (gene NTNG2). NCBI's taxonomy places the organism in Eukaryota, Metazoa, Chordata, Aves, Passeriformes, Pipridae. The record is from RefSeq and is a predicted model, not a curated record. The transcript is spliced from 13 exons.